This is a messenger RNA of Vespula pensylvanica (western yellowjacket), 2696 nucleotides long. RefSeq names its product DNA ligase 1-like. Bases 705 to 2123 code for a protein of 472 amino acids. The record is from RefSeq and is a predicted model, not a curated record. NCBI's taxonomy places the organism in Eukaryota, Metazoa, Arthropoda, Insecta, Hymenoptera, Vespidae. The transcript is spliced from 4 exons.
CACUCACUCUCUCUACUGCCUUUUCGAAUAGCUUUAUUAUGAAAUAAAAACGUGCGCGCGCGCACGCACGCACAUACACACCAAAUCAUAAAACAAUUUAUGACAGAAUAUCAAUGUUAGUCACUAUUAACAUUAAUGCUAUGAAAAUAUGGAGAAAGUUAUUGAGAAAGACAAGUCGUUCGCCUUCAGUAUUAAUUCUCUUUACAGAAUUAAUGAAAACGACUGUACAGUACUUACGUAAUUAUUAAUGUAUUGGCACGCGAUGAUCUGUGAAGUUAAUCUACAAUAAAUGCAAAAUAGUCACGAAUAUCGAUUAAGAUCGAAAAAGUUGUUUUCUUUAACGAAGAAUAAACACAAUUUUUAUUUAAAUUUUGUUUAAAACAAAUAAAUAUCAAUUUAAAAGAAAAUACGAUAUUUAUUUUAUAAUUAGCUAUCAAUAAAAGCAAUUAAAAAUCGAUAUUAUAAAGACGUACUGUAUAUAUAGGAAUAUUGGAAAUUUUUGGAAAGGAAUUUGUUUAGCUUCUCGUGAAAAAAGCGAUCGAUUUAUCGCGUAUAUCAUAUUAUUAAAGUUCGAUUGCUGUUAAAUAAACGGAGCGCAUCAAACAUCGAGUAUAGGAUGGAUAAAUAUCUUUAUGUGAGCAUCUUCGAGUUUCCUAAAAGCUCCAAUCUCGUAGAAAAUCUAUCUAUCACCGAUAAUUGCAACGAUGGCUGCUGAUGACAAUGUAAACUGUUCAUUCAAUCGAAAAGAAAAAAAUAAUUGCUUUCGGUUGCAUCAGGAAAAUCUUGACAAAGUAUAUAGUAGCGCAACAACAUUAAAUUCCAAAUAUUCUAAUGUUUUGAAUAAAAGUCAUCGAACCGACAAGGAUAUCUUGGAGCCUCGCUGCCACCAAAAAUUAAAAAGCUCCUUUUCCGGACCAGAGGUUCGUUAUAUCAAUCCAGCUAUUUAUGCGGAAUCUCUAAAGAUCGAAGACGACGAGGAAGAGACGAUGAACAUCAGGAUACGUGUCGACCAUACGAACAAGACCAAGAUCUUGAACGAUGCUGGCACAAGCAAGCGAUUCAUCGAGAUUAAUAGCGGUGAUACAGCUACAAGAACGGCUGAUAGGCUCUCUUCCUUGUCCUUGAAGGAAGCAUUAGUUCCUUCGUCCGGUGAUUUUGCCGGUGAUGAAAUAGCGUCGCCAGAAACUUAUCGCUGCUACUUUUCUACGUCAAGCGCAACUUCAUCCAUCGACAAAUCUUCUGCCCGUCAUACCGAAUCUAUCGUUAACAUCAAGCCAGUUUCUCAUCGGGUCGAACGACGAUGUAGAAUCACUGAUAAAACGAACAACGAUCAUCAACGAUCGUCGUCGAACGACUUCGACAUCAACGAUAGGCAAAAGCAUCAACCAGAAGUACAGAGAUAUAUUAUGAACGGCCACAGAGUCGUGCAUAUAUCGACAGCAUCGAUCGGCAGCUCAAAAGCCUCUCAGAUGGUCGAGGAAUCCUCACUGGCUAGAAAGAGUGCUCACGAGGAAUGGUUACGCAAAAAGCAGAUGUAUCUUCAACAAAAAAGAGAAGAAGAGGAAAUGCUGGAAACAAAGAAACGAGAGGAAGAGGAGAGAUUGACACGCGAAAAGGAAGAAAAGGAGAGGAGGGAAAAGGAGAAUUUUUUCAAGUGGGCAGAAAAGAAGAGGAAAGAGGAAGCGGAUAAAAAAACGGCCCUUGAAAAGGAAAUGGAAAUAGAAAAGCAAUUGAAAGAAUUGGAGGAGAAAGCGGUAGUCGCAAAGGCCUUGUGCCUACGACAAUGGGCUCGUAAAAAGGAAGAGGAACAGAAAGAAUUUAACCUUUGUACGAUAGCACAGCAAAGAGCACAGCAGUUGAAAGAAGAACAGGACGAGAAAGAACGGAAAAGGAGGCAGGAGGAGAGCUUGAAAGCUUACGAGGAGUGGCGAGAAAAGUCAAAAAAUCGGCCUAAACCAGCGACGCAAGGAUUACUUCCGCAUCAAGCGGCAAAACCGGCAUUUAUAAACCCCACACCAUGGCAAAAGCUUAUUGAGGACAAUUCGGACGAUGGCCAAGGGGACGACGGUAAGAGGACGAAAAUAAAACGAAAAAUUAAAAAUAAAAAGAGAUCAUUGACGUAAUCAUCGUGAGUAAAGGACCCUUCGGUUUUAAGCUCAUAUUUCGACUUAAAUAAUUUUAAAGUAAGAUUCACUGUCUUAGAUACACGCGUACUAUGCUUUUACAAGUGUUGCAUUUAUGUGUGUAUGUCAGUCUGGGCCAAUACCAUAUCGCACGAACAUGAAUCCUGGGAUUAUAAAAAGUAUUCACAUACGCGUAAACAUUAUACAAUAUCGACUUAUUAAUAUUAUUUCGUACGUUACAUCAUUCUGAUUUACCGAUGAUUAUUCCUCUACUUUGUCCGAGUUAUUUAUUGUGGUUAAAUUAUAAUAAAUUAAAAAUAUCCGAUAAAAAAGAAAGGAAAUAACUUAUAGCUAUAGCCAAGAUAGGAUAAAAGAAAAAAUUGAAGGAAUAUAUUGCUAGACUUACAUGGCCAUAAGUACUUAAAUUAUUCCAAUUAUUAAUGAAUGUGUUUUUAACGAAGUGAUAAUGAUAGUAUUAUUGUGCGCCGUUGCGUUCGGUACACUAUGUAGGUAAUAUAUUUCCAAUAAACUUGACUAAAAAGUAUCUGUGAAUAAAAAUACAGUGCUUAUUGA